Messenger RNA from Ipomoea nil (Japanese morning glory), 1717 nucleotides. RefSeq lists its product as uncharacterized. Lineage: Eukaryota; Viridiplantae; Streptophyta; Magnoliopsida; Solanales; Convolvulaceae. The transcript is spliced from 15 exons. Gene Ontology annotation, molecular function: RNA polymerase II complex binding. Gene Ontology annotation, cellular component: Cdc73/Paf1 complex. The record is from RefSeq and is a predicted model, not a curated record. Gene Ontology annotation, biological process: regulation of DNA-templated transcription. The coding region runs from base 111 to 1406 and encodes 431 amino acids.
CAAUCUCAAGCAGAUGAAACUCAUGAAAUAUGCAAAACCUUAUCUGAUGCAAAGGAAGGGGACAGUGCAGUGAGUAAAUUCACAUCCGCUUGAGAAUUGAGAUCAGAGAGAUGGCCGUUGCAACCGCAAUAACGGUUCAGUCUUCUUCCUCUACACACCGCCUCCUAAGUGGCCGCCGCCGCCUACAUUUGCCGUGCGCUUCUCCUUCCGCCGCCGUUAUCACUAAAAAUUGCUUCAUCACCUGUAAAAUCUCAACAAUUCAUCGAAUACGCUGCUGCUCCGAUUCAUCAUCGUCUUCGUCGCGUGGCUUUGGCUCCAACGACUCAAAGGUCAAGAAGAAAUCUUCAACCUCCAGAAAGGACUCUAGGAAACCUCCUUCUCAAAGAUCUGGUUCUGACCUUAAUCAAGCACCUAGUCUAAAUCCCCAAAACAAUGUGUUGAAGUCAACAAACAGUGUAACGGAUAUCGAGUUUGAGGAAAAGCUGCAAGCGAUUAAAAGGUCAGCACUUGAGCAGAAAAAAGUUGAGGAAGAGACAAAAUUUGGAGCAAUUGACUAUGAUGCUCCAGUUGAGCCCAAAAGUAGUAAUGUUGGACUAGGUACUAAGAUCGGAGUAGGAGUUGCUGUUGUGGUCUUUGGAUUGGUGUUUGCCCUUGGUGACUUUCUUCCCUCUGUAAGUGUUAAGCCCACAAAGGAAGUCACCGCAGCUGAUAAGAAAAUUUCAGAAGAGGAGAAAGCAAAUCUUCAGAAGAGCCUGAAGCAAUUUGAGGACGCCCUUGCUACCAACCCAGAAGAUCCAACUGCUCUCGAAGGGGCAGCUGUGACCUUAGCAGAACUAGGAGAUUACACUCGAGCGUCCUCUCUGCUCGAGAAUUUGGCUAAGAAGAAGCCAAAUGACCCUGAUGUUUUUCGUUUGCUUGGAGAAGUUAAGUAUGAACUUGGAGAUUAUGAGGGCAGUGCUAGUGCUUAUAAAAGUUCUGCAAUGGUAUCAAAAACUACUGAUUUUGAAGUUCUCCGUGGGUUAACAAAUGCACUGCUUGCUGCCAAGAAACCUGAUGAGGCUGUUCAAAUGCUUCUGGCAUCUCGUGAACACCUAAAUGAAGAAAAACCAUCUGGUGGUAAUGAUGGAUCUGAGAGCAGUGACACCAAAUCUAGAUCACAAGUGGAUCCAAUUCAAGUCGACUUGCUUCUUGGAAAAGCCUACUCAGAUUGGGGGCAUGUCAGUGAUGCUGUAGCUGUUUAUGAUCAAAUCAUCUCUAGCCACCCUGAGGAUUUUAGGGGCUACCUAGCAAAGGGAAUCAUUUUGAAGGAGAACGGAAGUGUUGGAGAUGCAGAGAGAAUGUUCAUCCAAGCACGGUUCUUUGCACCCAAGAACGCAAAGGCAUUUAUUGAUAAAUAUUCGAGGUGACAGACUAUUGCAGUAUGAACGCCUGCAUCUUUGUUUGAUUGACGCAUUCCCCCGAAGGAAUGAUUUCUGGUACCACUCAUUUAUUCAUGUCUUUGGCCACAUGUAAAUCAUAGCUCCGCUGAAUUUUUGAAGUUAAUACAUUGGAGGUGAGAAAUUUGCAAUAUAGUUAGAACUUUAGAAGUGAUUCCUGUAAGAAAAUCUGUCGGCCAUAGAGUCACAUUUGUACAGAGUUGGCUAAUUGUGAAGUAAAAUUUUCACAUGCACCAUGCUAUUGCUUGUGCAAUCCCCAUAAUUUAAUGUGCCCGUUGGAU